GGGAGCGAGGGCAGGGAAAGGGAACCCACGGAGGCAGAGCCGCGGGGCAGGUUGGUGGGCGGCAGAGCCGAGGGCCACAUCUCCCUCCUGGUGACAGCCGGAGGAGGAGAAACGGAAGAGUAAACCGAAGAAUCGGCCAACCCAGAUCGUUGGGGACAAAAAGAAAAAAAAACCUGUGGGGAAUCCUACGACGAUGCUCGCAAGGAAACGGGAAGGGAGCAGCGUUUGACAAGGGUCGGGAGAGAGGGAUGCUCUUCUCUGAAGGAAAACUAAUACAGAGUAAUGAUUUUCGGCAGAGUCUAAGAACCCUCAUUGACUAUAUUCCUCCAUAAUAAUGUCAGGAAGCUAUACUCCCUCCACUGGUGGGCCCUUCUCUGCUCUUACUCCCAGCAUAUGGCCUCAAGAGAUUUUGGCAAAAUAUGCUCAGAAAGAAGAAUCUGUUGAACAGCCAGAGAUCCAAUAUGAUGAAUUUGGUUUCCGAGUUGGCAAUGAAGAUAGUGCAGAGCCACCCAGCAAACUUUUGGGGAUCUCACUGAUUGAAGAGCCACAGCAGAGACUGAAAUGGCAAGCCCAUCUGGAGUUCACACACAAUCAUGAUGUGGGAGACCUCACGUGGGAUAAAAUUGAAGUCACACUUCCACAUUCAGACAAGCUACGUUCUCUGGUUUUGGCCGGCAUUCCUCACAGUAUGAGGCCCCAGUUGUGGAUGAGACUAUCGGGUGCACUACUGAAAAAGAGAAAUUCAGAAAUGUCUUACCGAGAAAUUGUGAAAAACAGCUCCAAUGAUGAAACGAUUGCUGCUAAACAGAUUGAAAAGGAUUUACUCCGCACCAUGCCCAGCAAUGCCUGUUUCUCCAACAUGAAUAGCAUUGGAGUACCACGGUUACGCAGAAUAUUACGUGGAUUGGCUUGGUUAUAUCCUGAAAUUGGGUACUGUCAAGGCACUGGCAUGGUAGUGGCUUCCUUGCUUCUCUUCUUAGAAGAGGAAGAUGCCUUCUGGAUGAUGUGUGCUAUCAUUGAAGAUAUGGUGCCAGCCUCCUACUUCAGUACCACCUUGAUGGGGGUCCAGACUGAUCAACGGGUCCUGCGUCAUCUCAUUGUGCAAUACCUGCCACAGCUGGACAAACUUCUUCAGGAACAUGACAUUGAGCUCUCCCUCAUUACCCUACAUUGGUUUCUUACAUCAUUUGCUAGUGUGGUGCACAUCAAGUUGUUGCUGCGUAUCUGGGACUAUUUCUUCUACCAAGGCUCCAUUGUUCUCUUUCAGGUUACAUUGGGUAUGCUCAGUUUGAAGGAAGAGGAACUCACUCAGUCUGAGAACUCUGCAUCUAUCUUCAACACCCUCUCGGAUAUCCCAUCUCAGAUUGAAGAUCCAGAUGUGCUCUUACAGGAAGCCAUACGUGUGGCUGGCUCACUGACAGAUAUAGUAGUAGAAACUCAGCGUUGCAAGCACCUCGCUUACCUCAUUGCAGACCAAGGGCAGCUACUCAGCCCUGGUGCUACAGUAAACCUAUCAAAGAUUGUGCGACGCAGAACACAGCGUAGGAAGUCUGGAAUCACAUCACUCCUUUUUGGAGAAGAUGAUAUGGAGGCACUGAAAGCCAAAAAUAUUAAGCAAACAGAGCUAGUUGAAGACUUGCGUGAGGCCAUCUUACAAGUGGCUCAGCAUUUCCAGUGUGUGGAUCCCAAGAGUUGCAGCAUAGACUUGACUCCAGAUUAUACCAUGGAAAGCCACCAGCGAGACCAUGAAAGCUAUGUUGCGUGUUCCCGUAACCAGCGGCGACGUGCCAAGGCAUUGUUGGAUUUUGAACGUCAUGAUGAUGAUGAACUAGGUUUCCGCAAGAAUGAUAUCAUCACGAUUAUAUCCCAAAAAGAUGAACACUGUUGGGUGGGUGAGCUGAAUGGCUUGAGAGGUUGGUUUCCUGCAAAAUUUGUAGAGAUCCUGGAUGAACGGAGCAAAGAGUACUCUGUUGCUGGAGACGAUUCAGUUACAGAAGCGAUCACGGACUUGGUUCGAGGGACCCUCUGCCCAGCCCUCAAGGCUAUAUUUGAACAGGGACUGAAGAAACCAUCUCUGCUGGGUGGUGCUUGUCACCCCUGGCUCUUCAUUGAAGAGGCUGCUGGGCGUGAGGUAGAGCGAGAUUUUGACUCUGUGUAUUCUCGUCUUGUACUCUGCAAAACCUACAGGUUAGAUGAAGAUGGAAAAGUGCUUACUCCAGAAGAACUUCUUUAUCGAGCAGUACAGUCUGUGAAUAUGUCACAUGAUGCUGCACAUGCUCAGAUGGAUGUAAAACUUCGUUCUCUCAUCUGUAUCGGAUUGAAUGAGCAGGUGCUGCACCUGUGGCUUGAGGUUCUUUGCUCAAGUCUGCAGACAGUGGAGAAAUGGUUCCAUCCAUGGUCAUUUCUGCGAAGUCCUGGCUGGGUACAGAUCAAGUGUGAGCUCAGGGUCCUCAGUAAAUUUGCAUUCAGCCUUUCUCAGGACUGGGAACUCCCAACAAAAAGAGAGGAUAAGGAGAAGAAACCACUAAAGGAAGGUGUUCAGGACAUGCUUGUGAAACAUCAUCUCUUCAGCUGGGACAUAGAUGGGCCGAUGGAAGCGCAUAGCAUCGUGCAAGUGCAAAUGCUUUUUGAUGGUUUGCUGAUUCCAACUAAGAUAGCUGGCAGGAGCAACAACACAUCUAGUGGCAUCUGGAGCCAGAAACAGCGGAGCUUUCCCUAAGUCCGCCUGCCUCUCGAUGUCCUCCACCCUUUGUCACAAGGUUUGUCUUCUUAGAUCAUAGUCCAUCUUGAGUAUUAACGUUGGGGAGAAAUCUAAUUUGGCAAAGUUGGACUCGAUAGCCUUGAUCCAUGCUGAAGAGAAUUUGUCUUGGAGGAUUAACGGAGCAAGACCUUGCAGAAAGAAGUUAAGCUUUAGCCAGAGAUUUAAGGACGCUAUACAGAUUCUUGCUUCGACUUUUAUCAAUCCUGUCUCCAGGCGCAGAAGUGCAUUUGAGACACACGUGGCAUCUGGAGAAUUGAUCUAAUGAAUUUGAAUUGAACUAUUUCUAAUGAUGUAAAAUAUGAAGCUGACGGUCCAAGCAAGGUCCCAUAAAGGAGCUGAGCUAGCGACAUGGCCACAAAAAGUUUAAUAGCAGCAGGGACACAGUAUCGUCUCUUUGUGCAGAAAAAUUUAAGAAUGGUGCUCGCUGAUCUUUGGGCCAAGGCAGCUGCAUAUUCUCCAUGUGCUUUUCUUGAACCAUUGGCCUGAAUGACCACCUCCAGGUAUUUGAAAGUGGUUACCUGCUCUAUUUUGUGGUCCUUUAGAUACCAUGAAUAAAGUUUUGGCCUUUUACAAUCUUUGUUU
Ahaetulla prasina is the source of this 3343-nucleotide messenger RNA. RefSeq names its product small G protein signaling modulator 3 (gene SGSM3). Gene Ontology annotation, molecular function: protein binding. Bases 335 to 2719 code for a protein of 794 amino acids. The transcript has 24 exons. The record is from RefSeq and is a predicted model, not a curated record. NCBI's taxonomy places the organism in Eukaryota, Metazoa, Chordata, Lepidosauria, Squamata, Colubridae.